UUGACGUCGCCUCGGCAUAGCCUCAUACCUCGCGGUCUCGCUUUCGCAUUGCUCGGUUGGUCUUUAUUCUAUGGUUGGUCGUCGCUGUAUCUGUGCGGUGCAGUUCCGACUGACCGACGAACGUCGUCCGCGGCGGUGGUUCUGAUAACGGGACGAUGGCGCCUGCGGUAGCGGCUAGAGGCCGGCGAAGCAGCGUUCAGUGAGUGCCUGUGGUGUGUGCGUUCACGGAGGGUCUCCGAUUCCGUCGAGUGUGUGGUGCGAUUCUGCGUCGGUGCGCGACCGCCACCAUGAUAUUCAGCUCGGCCGACAUCCUGACCCAGCAGCAGCUGAAGCGGCUCUCCGAGCACAAGUACAGCUGCUCGGGCUCCUCGUUUGCGGACCCUUUCAUGCAACCCUUCUGGAACUGGGUGACCAGCAAGUGCCCGUUCUGGCUGGCGCCUAACCUCAUGACGCUGUCGGGACUAUUCGUCAACAUUGCCACAUCGCUCGUGCUCGUGUGGUACAGCCCUACGGCCACGCAGGAGGUUCCUCGGUGGGCGUUCCUUCUGUGUGCACUUGGCCUCUUUGUCUACCAGACGCUCGAUGCCUGCGAUGGGAAGCAGGCGCGGCGCACAGGCACCAACACUCCCCUCGGGGAGCUCUUCGACCACGGCUGCGACUCCAUAUCAACGGUGUUCGUAGCCCUGGCGGUGUGCAUAGCUGUGAAGCUGGGCUCAUACCCGGGCUGGAUGUUCUUCCAGUGCUUUGUGGCCAUCACCCUGUUCUACUGUGCCCACUGGCAGACCUACGUGUCGGGGACACUGCGCUUUGGAAAGUUUGAUGUGACGGAAGCGCAGUUCUCGGUGAUGAUGAUCCACAUCAUCUCUGCACUCUUUGGCCCCGACAUUUGGGCAACCAAGGUUCCCGUCAUUGAGCUGCCACUCAAGUUUCUGCCUCUCUGCUCGGGUCUAACGGCAGGCAGCAUUGCCCUCUUCAGCUACGCGGGGACCAUCUUCACCGGUGGGGUCGGCAAGAAUGGCUCGACAGUUGCCGGCACGAGCGUUCUAUCUCCAAGUAUCCCCAUUGCACUGGUGGUGGUUCCAGCGUUCAUCAUCUACCAGAAGUCGAGCACCAGCAUCUACGAGAACCACCCGUGCCUGUACAUUAUUGCCUUUGGCAUGGUUGCUGCCAAGGUCACAAACAGGCUCGUGGUGGCACACAUGUGCCGUAGCGAGAUGGACUACAUGGACUCUGCACUGCUGGGUCCCGGCAUGCUUUUCCUCAACCAGUACUUCAAUACUUUCAUCAACGAGUACAUCAUUCUGCUUGUCUGCCUAGUGUACUCGGUGGCGGACCUUCUGCACUACUCGGUGAUAGUGUGCAACCAGAUCUGCGCCCACCUGCAGAUCCCACUGCUGCGGAUUGUGCCCAGGUAUGCCGUGGGCGCCUCCCCUGCUUCCACGUCGGUCUCCUCCGACAAGGUGUCGGCCACCCAGUCACAGGCCGAUGCAGAGGAGGCCUGCUCCCUGCUAACGCCCGAGGAGCCUCCACCGUACCACGAGUCACUAAUGGAGCUGGACUGCGACACAGUCCAUGCCUGAGCCAGCGAGGAGGAAUACUCCUCUCACAGGACUGAAUGACGAGCAGAGGGCAGCCAAAAACAGACAUCUGCGUCACAAACAUGUGCACUGCGUAUGCUGUCUCUCUUUUCUCCCUCUCCGAGCAGAUGACAACUGGCCAGUGCUGUCUGUGGGUGUGUGUGCAUGUGUGUCCAUUGCCAGUUUUCACCCACUGUCCGACAUGCCUUGGCAAGAUUGUGCACUACGACAUCCUACACAAGGUGUUGACUGAUAUUAGUAUACAUGCACACUGAUAACAGCUCUGUCGCUGUCACUUCGGUUACCCCAAAUGACCGACAAGAAAACAUGUGCUUACAAGAAAGCUCAUAUGUGUUGUGUAAGGUGCACUUAUCAAAUGUAAGAAAGCAUUUAACAUACUUUGGAUUUCCAGGCAUAGGUAGUCUACAAGUCAGGAUUGCACUGGCUAAGAGGCCUUUCGGCCAGGGUGUGACUGCAGAGGCAGGGUUAGCGCUCGACUGUUCACUCGAGUGUUUUAAGGGCGCCAGGUCUCUGGGCUAAUGCUUGGCUCUUUGUGAAGCCAUAUGAGAUCAGCUGUGCUGCCAUGCUUUAGAAGAGCUUGAAGGCACAUGUACUUAUAAAGCUUCUUUGUCUGUGCACUGUGUACGGAACACACCUGGUGAUAGGGCUUUGUUAUGCUUGAAAAGCUGCCAUCCCACUUCCACAAAUGCAAGACACUGAAGAAAAGAGUGGCUGCAGUAAAAGCUGCAGCAGUUGGAGAUGUUGGCUCUGACGGACAGGUAUGAAAAGCAGUUCGGAGGAAGUCGAUCAUUCCCAUUCUUGUCUUUACACUUCCGAGUAAGUGGCGCCAACAGAGGCAUUCUUUCUUUUUUCUGAUGGAAAAUACUUUUCGGCAGCAUUUUAAGUGCAGUGUAAUCAAGGAUAAUGUUCUUGUACAGAUGCUGCUAUAGCCUUGUGGCAGCUAAAGACAGCUUGUGCAACAAAAGACGGAUUGUGUAACAAAAGGCAGUAGUGUAUGUGUACUUGAUGCUUGGGAGACCCUGUAUUCUUGGUAAAUAUGGUUUCUGAACCUUGUGGGAACUGUUGCCAAUCCAUCAGCAAACAAUGUACCUUCUUAGGUGAGUGGCAGCAACAGCACAAAGGAAGAAGAGGCAGAAGACCGGGGCUGAUGCUGCCCAAAAUAGCCGGUGUUAAGACCUGAGACCUCGCAACCUUGAGACUGGCAUGGUGCCUGUCAAGGCUGGUAUUUAGCAUUUGUGUUGCUCUGCAUGCAUGUUGGAGAACAAAUGCGAUAUGCAGCCUACUCAACUCUUCCUGGCUGCACCCUGCAAAGUCCGUGCACCAAUUGGAGUGUUGCACAAAGACCGCUUGGUGGGGCAGUCUGGAGCAGCAACUAGGCUAUUGGAGUUGGCCUACGUGGUUCCAGAGCUGUGUUUGUUUUCAUAGGUUUGUUUAAGAUUCCUUUCACCAAGCUGGGUCAUAUGGUCCAACAAGCAGCCGUGUACUAAAUAGAGAGCUCCCACUAAGCCAUAGGUGUAGUGGUGCCAGUGUCUAUCAUUAGUGUACCGCAAUUCUGUUGCAGUAGCAAUUAUAUGGACACUCCGAGCUAUUUCUUGCUGACAUCAUAGCCUUGGACUCCACGUAUAUUUAUGUGUAUGUGUGCUAUAUACUUACGCACGCCAUAUAUGCGGGUUAGAUUGCUACACUAUUCAAUCACUAAAGUUAGUGAUACCAGGUCUUGCACUCUUGACUAAGUUAUUCCAAAGAAUUUUGACAAUGGCAGCUUGCAAACAAAUUUCAUGAUGCAUAACAUUCACAGCACAUGCCUUUUUAUCCUAAAUCUUCUUGGACUAUUAGAUAUUAAAGGUUCAAAACAUUAUCAGUGCUCAAACCAGAAAGUGGUGCAAUUUUACUGGUGCGGCUCUUUACGGGCAGUGUAGUGGCACCUGUGGAUGUCGUUACAGGCCCUACAGGGCGUCUUUAAGGGUGCCAGAAAUUUGGCACAUUCAUGUGCGUGAAUUCACAUUCACACAUAUAGUUAAAACACCAUCCAAGAAAUUCAAGCGCACUGAUAAAUCUUGCUAUCAUAGUCAGUGCUUCACUCUUCAGUCUAAACAUGCAAUUUUUGUCAACCAAUGACCCAGUAACUACUAGAAUUUGGCGGUCUUGUCUUUUUUUUGGCUCAGCACUGAGUCCUGAAAAACUUAUUUCCAAUUCAGUUUUGCUGUGGCUGCGUUUUGACAGAUAGUGCCAUGGCACUGUGUGGAGUGAACGCUCUUGCAUUAAGCAUGGCCUUGGUUCAUGCAAUGAGAUAUUUCUGCACAUUGUGAAGAAAUUGAAUGUCUACCAUAGAUUUCAAUAUUGUGUUUUUUGUUGUAAGAUGGUCCCUGGGUGCCCUAUAUGAAGCAGGCUGGAUGAGCACUCGUUGCUUAGGUUACAUUGAGCCUGGCUUGCAAACAUGCAUUUUUGUCUUUCCUUUGAGACCAUGUUUAACUGGUUUGCAAGAUGGCACAUCUCGGCUCCCACAUACAGCAACUCUGGCAACCAUUAAUAUGUUAUGGUAUUUCGGAGAGCUGGUUAGUUCACUGCACCAUGACGAGGAACUUUAGAGAAGAGAAAAAAAAAUAACGGACAACAUACUAGACGGGACAACCGUGGUUCCAAGUUUGCAGUGGUGCUCAUCACAUGCACUGUGUCUUUGUUGUGCAUAUGCUAUAGGAAUUCUGGGCAGUACAUAUUGGGGUAGCUCGGGGUCUAAGGAAUUGCUGCUUAGCUCUCCAUUCCCACCUACCAAUAAUGUGGGUGACAGGCAUCCAGAUACACUAGGAUUUUGAUGUACAGUAAGUACUUACACCCUGUGGUUGAGGUCUCCAGUACCUUACUGAAGUACCUCUCGUACCUGGAGUAUAGCUUUGAAACAAAACUUAAUGAACGAUGAGCCAUGAUGAGCACCUGUCAUCUCUGAUAUUGCUGUUUCCGUGUUCUGAUUUGCCUCCUUGUUUCUUGCAUCAUUCUUGCUUUACAAUUAAAUGUCAAAAUGCAAUGUAUCGCCUAAUAUACGCUGCUUUCGAUCAAAAUUGCGCAGUGCUUGGGUGUCGAUAGAUUUGGGUAAUACUUAGUAACUGCGGUUUCAGUAUUUUUUUCAUGCAUUUGAUCAUUGAUUGCAUGUGUCAACAUGGUACUAGCCCAUCUGCUUACGCAGCUGUGCUUGUGUGCAGGACAGCAAAUCACACGUGUGGCAUUACAUGUUUAAGUUACGGGUGCUGUAAGCAAUUCCAAGCAUAAAUUUAUUGUUGCUGUGUGAUAACUACGGUGCUAUCCACUUAUAGUAGUAUCUCCAGGUUAAAUUGUUAGUGCUUAUCACGGCACCUAGACAUGCUGACCUUAAAUCUGCAACUGGGGAAUGUUUAUUACGCAUGUUACUAUUAUGUGUAGUAGUAACAUUUCUUUCAUGCCGUGUUUGUUUGGUGCAACAUCGAGACAAUCAAUUCUUCGGGGCAUGGUUACCUGCAUUUCGUAGUGUUGAUGAGACCACAAAAUAAAAGAAAAUGAACUAGGAAAGAAAUAACUUCUGUUUUUAGCAAUCAAAUAACAGCUUUGUUAGUUGGUGUGCUAGUUACCAAAGCACUAGACUAAGUGUGAAAUAAGCUUGGCUCUUGUCUGCUGGGUGAGGCUCAACACUCAUCUUGCAUGUGCGGCAUGUAUAUUCUGAUGAUGGUCCUGCAAUGAAUUAGUCCACCUAAUCGUAGCAGAGGGUGUAGGGUGACUCUCUCUGUAUGUGCCAGCCAGAUUCAGCAUGAUUUGCCUAGUGUCGUUUUACUAUUUCAUUUGACACAGUCUCUAUGUAGAAAGUAGCUUUAUUUCUCUGUAUUACACCCACCUGCAAUGAUGCUCCCAUGAGUUAAUCGGCUACUUUUCACAAUCAGCUCUUCUAUUCUUAUAAGAUGUAUACUGUUAUGUAUGAUACAAUAUAAAUGAGUCGCAGGGCGCAGAACGACGUACAUACAUAUUAACACUUGGUUGCCAUAAUCAGCUAGUGUUUGAGGAUAUGAGUUCACCUUAUUUUCCACUUUAUUCCCCUGAUGUCUGAGAUAGUGGUUGUAGGCUAACAGGGUGGCCGUGUGCUUGCUUGGGGGGAAUGCAGUACCGCUACCAGAAAGAGACGCAUGUUCAGGCCUGUGCACAGGCCCUUUGUGAUCAUAUGCUGAGACCCUCCUGACGUGAUUAAAUAAGAAAGUGACACUAAGGGCCCUACAGUGCUGCAGUGCAAAUCUGGGCCUCUAGCAGUGUUUCAAACGAUACCACACAGUGCUGAAGUACUCUUGAGAGCCUCGGGAAUAAGUACAUUUGCUGAAAUAAAUCUGUAUGUGUCUGUUUACUUGAAUGUUUUUUCAGAUGAUGUGGCUUCUGACAUCAAAUGCACGUGACAGCAAAGGGUUGAAAAAUCUGGCACUGUUACUCUUGCGACCUCGCAAAAGCUGUGCCCUACACUAUUGCCACUGGUGUUGGCCCAUGUGAAAUGUGUCAGUGGGUCCAGACUAAUGGACUGUGGAUUAAAAGUUCAGACACUUUCUGUCGCCUUAGUCAAGCGGCACUAGCUACUGUGGCUGAGCACAGAAUACUAAUUUGGUUUCAUUCCUGGCUGUGUCAGCUGCAUUACGAGAGGAGAUUAAUUUAAUGAAUGACUGUGCACCAAGCAAGUGCUGCACCUUGAGAAGCCCCAGGCAGUCAACUGUGUUGCACAAGGCCUUUCCACCAUCAAGUUGGCAGUACACUGUGCAUCCUCGAUCUUUGUAGUUGCACCGCCACCGAGGGGAAAUAAGUGUCCGAGCAUUCAAGAAUGUUGUAAGCAUGCCGACAAGUUGACCCAAAGUGGUUUGUUAGAAAGAAGGCAAAGCACAUGAUAAAAGUGUACUGCAUCUGAACGCCUUGCAAAACUAAGAAUCUGCAGUGGUACUUGAAAUUACCACCUUUCCUGCUGUCCACAUUCAGAGUGAUGUAGCAGACUCGGUGGUAGGUGACAGAUCCUUCUCAGAAUUGUGCAGCAGCUUUCCUGCGGGGCAGUUUGCCCACCUAAUGGUGGGAUGCUCGCUUUGGCACACUGCAUAUAAUCUGAAUCGCACUUGCCUAAAGUGAUCAGUUGGCUGCAGUCUUCCAGAAAAAAAAAAAGCGCAGGCUGCCAUCGCAGACCAUGCAUGACCGUGCUGUAUGUUGGGUCCAUGGGCUAUAGAAGAAGCAUUUGUGGAAACUAGCACUUAUGGACGCUGGCACAGUUUGCAGCCAGUCACUUGACCACUCUACACAAGUGAUCCCAACUGUACAAGCACAGUUUGGUUGUAUUAUGACAUGUGGAUGUGGGCCUUGUGUGUGUCUUGUAUUGCUACUCUCCUAAUCACUCUUGAUGCUUUGGGUAUCAUUUGUCUAGAUGAAUUAUACUGUAUCAGUUUGCAGACACUUGGUCCCAAGCAUCUCCACUUCUUGCAUUGCUGCCAGUGCUUGACAGUUGUUUACUUCCAAGUACCAUUUGCUUACGUGCAGAACUUUUAAAUCAAUUCUGUAGACUUGACAAUAGGAAGUAAUGUGUUGGUUUUAAAUCUAAAUUCCAGCCAUAACUACUACUCUGGCGUAUGUACUAGCGCCAUGGUUAGGCUGAGCAUAUUUUUGCCACUGAAGCAGACAUGCUCUUUAGGUUAUGACAAAGCAACAAAAAUCUGGGUGCCCAUGACAGGCAUGUGGCAUCAGCGCUGUACAAAAAAAAAAAAUUGAGAAUGUCGGUCAAAGGUUUACUUACAUUGGGCCUCUGCCUGUUACUGUUUAGAGUAAUGGCCUUGUGAGGGUUGCUCUCUUCAGUUUAUCAUCUUUGUGCCUUACUCAUUCGAGAAAUAUUUUCAAUUCUUGUUGGCUAAAACAAUUUUCUGACUUAUCUAAAAAAAAAUUUGGAUCAGGUAGCAUGGCUGCACAGCUUAAGCUCAUUUUAACAACUUGUGCAACAAAGUAAAUUUCAAGAUUCUUAUAAUGAAAAGAUGUGAGAAGGUAUUUCACUGUAAAUUUUGUGCAAAGCACAAAGCAGUACUCCUCAAUAACAGUUUGUGCAGUACAAAAUUCACUUUUCUGUACACAGUUAUAUUACAUGCUUUUAAUGUGACAGACCUUGCAGUUAUUGUAAUUUUAAUUUGGGCAUUUGGACAGGCACAGUGUGAUAUUACAUGCACCACUCUUAUUAAAAUUCAUAUUAUUAACACUUUGUUUGCGAUACUAGUUUUAUUGCGGAAAGUUGUGCUGUCAGUAGAGCGAGAAAUCUAUUGAGCUAAACGUAGUUCUCUGCUGGAUUAACGUACCAAGAACAUUAAAUCAUGUAAAAUGACAUUGCUUAGACAAAGUGGACACCAGGGUACCAUCAAUUGUGCAAUGCCAAAAAUGAUAGUUUAGUGCCGGAAUAUAGUUUUACAUUAAGAAGUAAUUUCCAAUUAACGAGAGCAAAGGAGUGGGAGGGACCAAGAGGCCCAAUUUUUGAAUCGCGACCAUAUGAAGCCAACAGAUAAUGAAGCCAAGGAAAGCACAGGGAAGUUGUGUAGCUUUAAUUAAAGUGUAGCAAUGUUAAUGGGCAAUGAAAUUUGACGAAAAAACAACUUGCCACCGGUGGGAACUAAGCCCACAACCUUCGCAUUACGUGUGCAAUGCGCCACCAAGUGUGCUACGGCAGUGGCUGUUUCAAUGUCCACAUCUCGGGUAUCUAUGUGGGUAUCUAUGGACGUGAACGCCCUUUCCGACCGAUGGAGCACCCAAUGGCUGAAAUGUUACUGUAGUGCAAGUGUCAGCACUUUCUUUUUCUCUUUUGUGCGCGAUUAUUUCUAGACACAAGCGGCCUGCAGAUGUCCACUUCCUGGGCUGUGCAAGGUGCUGCAAGAUGCAAGAGUCUCUUGUGUUUCAAUUGUUUAGUACGAUCUGCUCUGUCACCUUGUCUGCUGUGCUGGCAAGUUCACGAAGCCAAUGGCACUUGUGCUUUUUAUAACAAGAAAUAAAGUGCUGGCAAUUUCGGCACCGUGA
Dermacentor andersoni is the source of this 8624-nucleotide messenger RNA. RefSeq names its product choline/ethanolaminephosphotransferase 1 bbc (gene bbc). Lineage: Eukaryota; Metazoa; Arthropoda; Arachnida; Ixodida; Ixodidae. Gene Ontology annotation, molecular function: ethanolaminephosphotransferase activity; diacylglycerol cholinephosphotransferase activity. Gene Ontology annotation, cellular component: Golgi apparatus; endoplasmic reticulum membrane. Gene Ontology annotation, biological process: phosphatidylethanolamine biosynthetic process. The record is from RefSeq and is a predicted model, not a curated record.